GCUAGAGAAGAGAUACCACCCUGAUGAGACCCUGCCUGUCCUUCCACAGGCCCCCUGGGUAAUAGAGGGCAAGCGCCCUCCGCCAGGCUGGCCCCAGCACGGGGAGGUGGAGUUCCGGGAUUACUCUGUGCGCUACAGGCCCGAGCUAGACCUGGUGCUGAAAAACCUGAGCCUGCACGUGCGCGGGGGCGAGAAGGUGGGGAUCGUGGGCCGCACUGGCGCUGGCAAAUCAUCUAUGACCCUCUGCCUGUUCCGCAUUCUGGAGGCAGCAGAGGGUGAAAUCCGCAUCGAUGGCCUCAACGUGGCAGAUAUUGGCCUCCAUGACCUGCGUUCUAAGCUGACCAUCAUCCCCCAGGUACGAGCCUGACAUGGACUGGCCACACUGAAC
Messenger RNA from Otolemur garnettii (small-eared galago), 388 nucleotides. RefSeq names its product canalicular multispecific organic anion transporter 2-like. The record is from RefSeq and is a predicted model, not a curated record. The annotation marks the transcript as partial. Gene Ontology annotation, biological process: transmembrane transport. NCBI's taxonomy places the organism in Eukaryota, Metazoa, Chordata, Mammalia, Primates, Galagidae. The transcript has 2 exons. Gene Ontology annotation, molecular function: ATPase-coupled transmembrane transporter activity; ATP binding; ATP hydrolysis activity. Gene Ontology annotation, cellular component: membrane.